This is a messenger RNA of Aedes aegypti (yellow fever mosquito), 925 nucleotides long. RefSeq names its product proteasome subunit alpha type-2 (gene Prosalpha2). Gene Ontology annotation, biological process: ubiquitin-dependent protein catabolic process. The transcript has 3 exons. The coding region runs from base 135 to 836 and encodes 233 amino acids. The record is from RefSeq and is a predicted model, not a curated record. Gene Ontology annotation, cellular component: proteasome core complex; proteasome core complex, alpha-subunit complex. NCBI's taxonomy places the organism in Eukaryota, Metazoa, Arthropoda, Insecta, Diptera, Culicidae.
UGAAUAAGCUGUUUUCGUUGUUUCAUACACACCGAAAUCGACUCGCAUCGCAUCAAGCAUUGGACACAUUCCCGUUCUAAAUUGGAAAUUUUUCACGCAAUUACUGUAAUUACUAACGUGAAAACCGCCCAAACAUGGCAUCGGAACGAUACAGUUUCUCCCUGACCACUUUCAGUCCCUCCGGCAAGUUAGUGCAGAUUGAGUAUGCUUUGGCCGCGGUAUCCGCCGGGGCACCAUCGGUGGGCAUCAAAGCUUCCAACGGGGUAGUCAUUGCCACGGAAAACAAGCAAAAGUCGAUCCUGUACGAUGAACAUAGCGUUCACAAGGUGGAAAUGGUCACCAAUCACAUCGGAAUGAUCUAUUCCGGAAUGGGACCGGAUUAUCGACUGUUGGUCAAGCAAGCACGAAAGAUUGCGCAGAAUUACUACUUGACGUACCGGGAGCCGAUUCCGACUUCGCAGCUGGUGCAGAAGAUUGCGAAUGUGAUGCAGGAGUACACCCAAUCCGGAGGUGUCCGUCCGUUUGGAGUUUCGCUUCUGAUCUGCGGAUGGGACGAAGGCCGCCCAUAUCUGUUCCAAUGCGAUCCUUCCGGGGCGUACUUUGCCUGGAAGGCAACUGCCAUGGGUAAGAACGCUAUCAAUGGAAAGACGUUCCUGGAGAAGCGCUACAGCGAAGAUCUGGAGUUGGAUGAUGCUGUUCACACGGCGAUCCUCACGCUGAAGGAAGGAUUCGAAGGGCAAAUGAAUGCGGACAAUAUUGAAGUGGGAAUCUGCGAUGCCAGCGGGUUCCGCCGACUGAACCCAUCAGAUGUUAAGGACUAUCUGGCCAAUAUCUAAGUUGUAAUUUGGUUAAGGUGCAGAAUCGAGAACUGAUUAUUCUGAUGCUGUUUUGGUAUAUCAAUAAAUAUUUGAAGGAAAUGUCUGUA